Cygnus atratus (black swan) is the source of this 1212-nucleotide messenger RNA. RefSeq names its product G-protein coupled receptor 35-like. Lineage: Eukaryota; Metazoa; Chordata; Aves; Anseriformes; Anatidae. Gene Ontology annotation, cellular component: membrane. Bases 128 to 1075 code for a protein of 315 amino acids. Gene Ontology annotation, biological process: chemokine-mediated signaling pathway; positive regulation of Rho protein signal transduction; phospholipase C-activating G protein-coupled receptor signaling pathway. The transcript is spliced from 2 exons. Gene Ontology annotation, molecular function: chemokine receptor activity. The record is from RefSeq and is a predicted model, not a curated record.
UGGGUGGCCGUGCCCUGCUCAGAGCAUCAUCCUGCACUCAUAGCCUCGGCAGAUCUCCUGUGCCACUGCAACCUUCCCAAGGACCAAACCCAGCAGGCAGCCCCACAAGAAGCAGGGACAGCCCACCAUGGAGAAAUGCACUGAUAUAAACAGCACGCUGCAGAACGGUAUUUUGCUCUUUCAGCUGAUCGUCUACAUCCCAGUCCUCUCCUUUGGGUUCCUGCUGAACACAGUCGCCUUCUGGGUCUUCUGCUGCAAACUCAAGAGCUGGACUGAGACCAGGGUGUACAUGAUCAACCUCAUGGUCACAGACUGUUUCCUGCUCUUUGCCCUGCCUUUCAUGAUAUAUUUUACCAAGAACAAACAUCCCAUAGACGACUUGUGUUUUGCUGUACAGAUGAUAUAUUUUACAAACAGGCCUAUGAGCAUCUACAUCAUCAUGCUGAUUGCAAUCGAUCGAUACAUUGCAAUCAUAUUCCCUCUAAAAGCAAAAAUUCUUCGAUCCCCACUGAAAUCAGCUUCUGUCUGUGGGUGUCUUUGGAUAAUACAGAUAAUUUAUUCCUACGCCCAGCAAAAAUUUCAAGAAAGUAAAGAAAAGUUUUGCCUUCAGAGACAUUCUACUGAACCUAAGUAUUUAACGUUAUUCUCCAUUUCCUUUGGAUAUUUUAUUCCUCUAGCGAUUAUAAUUUUUUGUUCAGUAAAAGUCAUCAAAUGUCUCAAAAAGAAGAUGGCCAGCAGCUUUCAUGACACAUUGUUAAUUCAGAAAGCACUCCACAUUGUUUCUGUGAAUUUGUGUGUGUUCACCGUAUGUUUUUCACCUAUCUACAUCACACUGCUCCUGCGGUUCAUAGCAGAGGUUGCUAAAGCUUGUUCUCUGCUCUCAAAACUUAGAGUCUCUAUUCAGAUCCUUUCAUGCUUAGCAAAUAUCAACUGCUGCUUGGAUGCAUUUUGCUAUUACUUUGCAGCCAAGGAAUUUAAGGAAUUUUCCUCUCUGCUCCCCACUUGUAUAUUGAAGAGGUCUACGGUGAAUCAAAGCGAAGAGUCACAGCAACCCACCGAGGAAGUUAUGUUAUAAAAAAAGGUUUAGUGCACCAUAAAUGUCAAGAGCCACAGUGCUGCUGAAGUUUUGAGGGAAUGGGGCUACCUACAGUAUUUCCAAUCCUGAGUAUAGGCAUACCUGCAAAAAGGGGGUCUCCUAGUCAAGAGGGAGCU